This is a messenger RNA of Chironomus riparius, 13027 nucleotides long. The record is from the annotation of a GenBank genome assembly. NCBI's taxonomy places the organism in Eukaryota, Metazoa, Arthropoda, Insecta, Diptera, Chironomidae.
CUCAACCAUCUCAUUAAAGUAUCGAAAUAUUAAAAAAAUGUAAGGCAAAGCAGUAGUAUAUAGGGUAUUGCAGUCAGUCAGACAAACAAAGUAAAUAAAGAAGUGCUAGAAAAAGUGGUUUUCAAAGAAAAUAUUGGAAGGAAAAAAGUAAAAAGUUUAAACAAGUUCAAAACGAUGUUUCUUAAUUAAUUAAGUAGGAUUUAAUUAGUCAAAAUGAAUUGUCAUCAAAUAUUAAGCGGAGCUGCAAAUGCUGGGGAUCGAUGUUUCGCUGUUGGAUCUGUCGAAGGCAUUAGUUUUACAGCGUAUGCAGCAGGCUGCAAUAUUGUUGUUUUAGCUAGUACAUUUGAGCGUGUACAAAUCAUCCCUGGUGCAAUCCACAACUAUAUUAGAAUCAAUGCACUCGAUUGUAGUACGGAUACAGGAAAAAUUGCUGCUGCGUACGAAGAUAAAGUGUGUAUAUUUGAGCCAACACCAUUAAUUCAUUCAACACAUCCACCAGCUCAUGGUUUGGAAUAUAAAUGGGUUCAAACGGGAUGUCUUCAAGCAUCUUCACAUAUUACAUCCCUAUCAUGGAAUUUAGAAGGCACAAGAUUACUCACUGGCGGGACUGUUCUUGAAUUAUGGCAUGAAAAAUUGAAACAAGAUGAUGAUGAGCCAUUAAAUGUCAAAUUUGAAAUUGGAGGUGGUGAUCCUAAAACUCCAACAAAUGAGCAAGAUGAAGCUAUUGAACAACUUUGGGAAUGUGUUUGGAAAUGUCAUACAGCAGCACCAGUUCAUCAUAUGGCAUUUAGUCCUGAUGGGACAUUAUUUGCGACAUCCGGUAAAAGCGAUCGUCUUGUUAAAGUCUGGUACGAGAAUAAACACUUGCUAUUUCCAACAAAAAGUCUGGAACAUAAUCAGUCGAUGGGAAGUUUUAUUGGCAAUCCGUUUGAAUUAAAUUAUGGAUUUGUUUAUGUUGCGCAUCCAAGAGCAGUGACUCAUAUUUCGUGGAGAAAAACGAGUAAAUACAUGCCAAAAGGUUCAGUAUCAAAUAUGCUUGUUACGUCAUGUCUGGAUAAUAUUUGUCGAAUUUGGGUCGAGACAGUAUUGCCAGAUGAUGGACUCAUUAAUAUGAGUCAAUUUGAUCCAUUGGCAUCACAAAAUCCCAAAUUUCGAACACAUCGACAUAAACAUCGAUUUAUACAGCGUCUGAAACACAUGAAAACAUGUUUUCAUAUCAGACGUCAUGCAAAACAUCAAGCUGCGAGCGGAAUGGCAGGAAUGGGUGCUGGAUUUGGAGGAUAUGGAGCAAGUAAUGGUUUUGGACAGCCACCAAUUCCUACACUUCCUUCAACAUAUAGUGUUCAUGACUUUCAUUCUUACGGAUAUCACGGAACUGGAUUAACUGCUGGUUUACAUUUUCAUCUCGCAGCAAGUAUUAAUGCAGAAACUGACAUUCCAUUAGUUCCCUCAAUGCAAACAAACGAUCCAGCUUCACAGCCAAAUUUCAUUUUGCAUUGGUUGAAUAAUAAAGAUAUGCAUUUUUCGUUACAAGCGGAAGCUUUAAUGCAUGAAAUGGCAAAGAAAUUGAUCGAGAAAGAAGAUUUAAUGAGUGCAGCUGAUAAUAGUCAAUCGGAACAUUCAGACGAGCAAAAUCCAACAGAUGAAUUAAAGAAGAAAUUGAGUAAAAUCAACAAGUCAAUGUCGCACGAUGAAAGUCAACAUAGCGAUGUAGAAAUAAAUUAUCAGCAACAACAACAAUUAUUACAACAGCAACAGAAUGCGAAUCGUUCGCAUUCUAUUGGAAAUACGUCUAAUGUAAUUCCUCCAUCGCAUACAUUGUCGAAUACGACAUCAAUCCAAUCAUUAUUAACUGAUGGACAGGCUGCAGGUCAAGGUGGAACUAAUGCACACAGCGGAACUGAUUCAUUAGAUUUAAAAAUCGAAGGAUUAUUAAAAGAUUGGCACCAUAAUCCAGAUUUAUUAUUUUCAAUUCAUCCAAUUGAUGGAAGUUUUCUCAUUUGGGUUAUUGAAUAUUUAGAUGAGUAUCAACCAAGCUCUUUCCGUCAAGCUCAAGUAUCAUUUUCGACAAGAAUUCCAUCAGCAUUUCCUCUCGGUGAUGCAAUGUCCAUGUCUACAACUGUCAGUCUCUAUUCGAGUGCUAUAAAUUUCCUCAAUUUCCGUGAUAUGGUUAUAAAAACUGUAAAAGGUUCUUCAAAUCUAUCUACCAAAGAGAAUAUUUCUAAAGAAAAUGUCGAUGGCUCAGACACUCAAUUGCCAAGUGUUCAAGAAGAAACACAUGCAGACGAGGAUGAACAUGACGAGAAUAUAGAAAAAGAAACAAACAAGUCAAAAACAACAAAUGAUAAAAACGUAUCAAAUGAUUCAGGAAAUUUAAAUGAUACAGCGACUUCUGGAAGUGAAUUAUUAGUAGCUCCACCAUCACCAACAAUUUCUAUGGUAACAAAACAUUCGAAUGGUACAUUAAAUCUUUGGCAAUUGACUUUUGCUGACAAGAGUAAAUUCUCACAAGUUUUGAGUAUUGGUCAUGCAUCUCGAGCUAGUGGACAUCGAUUUAGAGUCAAUGAUAUUACAUGUCAUCCAGUUUUACCACUUUUAUUGACAACUUCACAUCAUAACAUUCCUGAAUUUAAUGAAGAUGAUGAGAAUGAUAGUAAUCAUAGUGAUUCCUUACCACGAUUUACUGUUGAUAAAUUACAGCGUGGAAAGGAUGUUUGUGUUCCUUCAGGUUUCUGUUCUGAACUUAUUUUAUGGCGUGUGGAUGCUGUCGGUCCCCUAUCACAAUCUGGAGGUGUUAGUGAACUUGCUCGUAUUAAUUCACCUGAAAUUUCUGCAUUUAGUAAUGUUGCAUGGAUUCCGACACUUUUGCCUAGUACAACACUUGGCAAUUUGUCAAAUUCUCCUUCCGCUUGUUUUGUAGCUAGUGAUGGUGAAUCACUUCGUGUAUAUCAAGCAGUCAUUGAUGCAAGAACUUUGUUGGCAGAAAUUUCAGUUUCAGAACGACGUCACAGAAUGAUGGAUUCAAUGAUGUCUUUAUCCGAAUGUUCAUCAAUUAAUGACGGACUAAUGCAUCAUCAAUCUCCUUUACAUGAUAAAAUUAAAAUAGUUUCACAGCAAUCAACAGCUCGCCCUGGAUGUAUUAUUCAAUUAGAUGCAAUUGCUGAUGCUACACAUGAUUGGCAAAAUACACAGUUUUUGCAUGUAUUUCAAGAACAAUUGAUAAUUGGUGAACGAGGUGAUUCUGAAUCAAAUUUAUAUUCCUCAAUGUUUGAUACUACAGCAUUUGAUACGGGUGAACAAAUUGAUGGAUUAAUGCAAAAGGAAUUAGAUGCUAUGGUUGAUUUACAAAGGAAUUCAGUAUUUGAAGAACCUUUCUAUAUUGUUGUUUUGGAACGAACUCAUCAUGGCACAACACUUCAUAUGUGGAGAAUUGUCAUUGCUUCUCAGCCAAUUUCUGCUGAUGAAUUAACGAGUAGUAUGAUGUAUGUACCAGACAGCAAUAUUGUUCAAGAUUUAGAAGAUGUUGAUGAACAGCAUAAACUUGGAAGACAAUCAACUGUUGGACUAGACGAUUUGAAAGAUGCACCACCUGGAAUUAAUGAUUAUUGUCCAAAAGUCAAUAUUCAAACAACAAAAGUAUGCACACAGGAAUUACCGUUGCCCGAAGGAGUUGAUGUUAUUCAUGCUGCUCCAGCAGCUGGUCAUCUUAGUUCAUCAUCUAUUUAUCCAGCCUGUUUUGCACCUUACAUUAUUGUGACUGCAUGCUCAGAUUCAAAUGUUAGAUUUUGGCGUUGUGAAGUGACAAAAAAAAAUGGAACUAAUAAUGCAGCAAAGUUCAAAUAUGAAUGGUGUGAAUGGGAUAUGAUUCGGAAAGAUCAAUCGUCUGCAAUCGAUGUAAAUGGACAAUUGUUGCAUAUUAGUGCUGCGUAUAGUGGUCGAAUUGCUUGUGCAUAUAAAUAUGGAAAAUCUUUUACUCGUCCAACAAAAGCUGAUCCAGAUUCGCGAUAUGUAAAUCUUUGUGUUGCAAUUUAUGAAUGUGAAAGUACUGGCGGAAGUGAAUGGAUUCUUGAAGACACGAUUCAUUUAAAGAACAUUCAUCUACCAAGAAUACAAGUCGAUCCACAUUUAGAUUUGAGUUAUCUUUAUGAUCAUAAAUCAUUGGCAAAGAAACAAAGAUUACAGCAAGUUCUUCAUCCUUUUGCACAUGAUGAUUUACUGAGAAAUCCAGGAAGUCGAAAUGGUGGAAGUCAAACAAGUAUAAAUAAUGGAGAUUUAACACCCGAAGGAGUCAAGAGUGGUAAUGGACUUUUAGCAGUUCCAAGUUUCAGUACUUUACAGAGCUUAAGGAAAUCAAUAACAGAACAUGGAAAUACAUGUCCACUGACUCAAAAACAUCUUGUUCAAUUAGACUGGGUAUCAAAGGAAGAUGGUUCACAUAUUCUAACAGUAGCUGUUGGCAGUAAAAUAUUCCUUUAUAGCCCUGUGUCGAGUGAUGUAGCUCAAGCAAAUAUGAAAGCAAUGAAAGAGAGUCAAACAGCAAAUAGACCUCUACUAAGAAAAGCUAGUUCCUUAGCACGUCCAAGUUUCAAUGAAGAAAUUCGAUGGAUGAAAUUGCGACAAAUCGAAUUGAAAACUGCUGAUGGUUUACCGCCAUUACCAAUGCAAAUAUCUUGGGUACGUGAUGGAAUUUUCGUCGUUGGAAUGGAUUCAGAAAUGCAUGUUUAUUCACAAUGGAAGCCUCGCGGUUAUGAACAAAUAUUAUUACAUCACCUAGAAAGUCUGGACAAUUAUCACGAUACGAGAUUGUUAAAAGAUGAGGAUUUACGUUCAUUAGCAACUGAAAGCAAUCAAAGAUUAUUAACAAAUGUUCCUUCAAUGCCACAUUUGUCAAGAGUUAGUGCAAAUAAUUUACAGCUCUUUGGUGCUCAAGAAAAGAAGAAGAAAAGUCCAAAUCCUGAAGUCGUUGUCAAUCCUGAUUACAUGAAUGAUUUUGGACUCUUUGAAGCUUCUCGUAUUGCAUGCCCAGUCUUGCCACAAUAUCAUCCAAAGCAAUUGAUGGAACUUCUUAAUUCUGGUAAAAUUAGAUGGGUAAAGGCAAUUCUAGCUCAUUUAGUUCGCUGCAUUAGUGGAUCAUGUGCAGUUCGAGGAAGUAAUGCCGACGAAGAGAGUCUUAAUCGUCAGAUACCAGAAGAACUCACUCUUGAUUAUGCUGAAAUCACUUCUAUUCCUCCAUUGCCAUUAUGGACACUUUUGGCUGCUGAUAAGGAGAAUAUCAUUCAACAACAAAAAGAGGAAGUCAAGGAUUACAACGAGCUCUUUGAGAAUAAUGUCGCAGAAGACAAUUUAGAUGAUUUAUUGGAAGAUGAUGAUGUUGAAUCAACAAGACGUUUUGAUCGUCGCUCAUCAAUUCCAGAAAGACAAUAUUUAUCGCAUUUUGGCCCAAGACAAGGCCAAUUGCUGUCAAGAUUACUCACUCAUACUCAUCUUCCUGGUUUAUCAAGUUUAGAUCAGAUGCAUUUGCUUGCUCUCGCCGAUACCGUCUCAACAUGCAAUACAGAUUUUGCUGAACGCUUUGCUAUUGCUGCUGCAAAAACUGCUAUUGCUAAAGAGAAUCUUACUGGAAAUCCAGGCGAUAGUGAGAAUAUUUCAACAGAUUCAUUGGAUGAUUGUGGAUUAAGAUUUUUGUUGGCAAUGAAACAUUUUAAUUAUUUAAUCAGAUGUUUACCGCUUGUACAGCGUUCUCAAUUCCAAAAGCAAGGUGUUGGAACUUCAAAUAUUGUUUGGGCAUUUCAUUCUGAGAGCGAAGAAGAUUUGUUGAAUUUAAUUCCAAAUUAUUCGAAAGGACAAAUAAAAUGGUCUCAAUUAAGAGAACUGGGAGUCGGUUGGUGGCUUAGGAAUCAGACAGUUUUAAAGACUUGCGUUGAGAAACUAGCAAAAGCAUCAUUCCAACAAAAACAAGAUCCACUUGAUGCAGCAAUUUAUUAUAUUGCAAUGAAAAAGAAGUCUGUUGUUUGGGGUUUAUUUAAACAAUUGAGGGAUGAUAAAAUGACUGGAUUUUUCGCAAAUAACUUUAAUGAAGAUCGAUGGCGUAAGGCUGCCUUGAAAAAUGCAUUUGCAUUGUUGGGAAAACAACGUUUUGAGCAUGCUGUUGCAUUUUUCCUUCUUGCUGGUAGUUUAAAUGAUGCAUUAGAAGUAUGUUUAACGAAAUUAGAUGAUUUGCAAUUGGCAAUGAUUAUAACAAGACUUUAUGAAGGAGAACAUGACAAUACACCACCAAGCUACAAGAAAUUACUGUAUGAAGAAAUUUUAGGAUGCGAUAAGAAUGGUGAGGAUCAAGAUAUCGAUAAAGCACAUCCUGAUCCAUUUUUACGAUCGAUGGCGUUGUGGAUUCUUAAAGAUUAUUCUGGAUCUUUGUCAACUUUAUUGCAAAAUAGUGUUGGAAUUUUACAUAAAGCAUAUGACGAUGAAGAUCCACUAUUACAUCCAGAAUUAAAUCAUGGAACGAAUUCAAAUGCAGCAACAACAGCAAAUCCAAAUGUUUUCAAUUUCUAUGUGUAUCUACGUACACAUCCAUUGAUUAUUCGUCAACAUAUUGCGAAUACAGCUCAAGAGAAGAGAAAGGCACAGGUUGUGUUGAGUGGCUUUAGUUUUGGUGGAAGUAUUGGCGGUGCUAGUUUAGCUCGAACUGAUAGUAUUGGAUUUAUGGGACAAAAUGCCAAAAUUAAAUCAAGCACAAUAACAGCUGAUAAGCAAUUACAUUUGGAAGAUUCAAUAACGCCAUUAGAAAGACAAUUGUACUUUACAACAGCACAUGGACAUUUUAAGGCUGGUUGUCCAGCUUUAGCAUUAGAAGUUCUCAGUAAAUUACCCACAAAAGUUAUCGAUUCUGAAAUUAAUGAAAGUGAUGACAAUACUAGCAUAACUACAGAUAAAAAGGACGCUACAUCAAAUCUUAUAGAAACUGGUACAUUUGAUUGGAGUCAGCCUGUGACUAAUAGUAAUAAUGUAUUAGAAAGUGCCGGUAGUUUUGAUUGGGGUGCUCCAGUCGCUCAGUCUGCUGACGAUGGUUUCAAACUUGUCUGGGACGAAGAGGAACCAGCUGAUGAUGAAAGCGAUGAUGGCUUGGGAAUGAAAAUUGAUGCAUCGAAAGACAAUACCAAAAUAAAUGUAGAAUCAAGUGAUAAUAUUAAUUCUAGCCAUAAUAAUGAUAAGCACGGAAAAUUGGAUAUAAUGGCACAGCAACUUAAAUUUAUUGCAUGUUUAAAAAUUUUAAUGGAAGAAUUGUCAACAUUAGCGACUGGUUUUGAAGUUGAUGGUGGACAAUUGCGUUAUCAAUUGUAUGUUUGGUUAGAGCGUGAAGUUGAGGCAUUAAAACAAUUGUGUAAUUAUAGUACUAGCGAUAGUGGAGAUAGUACGAAUGUUACAUUAGAAGAUCAUGCAGGCGGUGCAAUUGAUAGUCAGCAUGAAACACCAUUGAUGGGAAAUAAGUUUCACCAUAAUGAUCGUCCAACGCUUCACGAGAUUCUACUACAAGAGAAACAUGAUUUCGAAGCGAAAGUAGCAAGAGCAGCAAAAAGAAAACGAUGGUUGAAAGCUAAUGAAACAUUAUUAAGAACCUUGUUGAGUUAUUGCUCUUUACAUGGAGCAAAUGGAGGCGGUUUAGCAUCAGUCCGAAUGGAAUUAGUUCUUUUAUUGCAAGAAUUACAACAAGAAAAGACUCAACAACAAUUACUUAGUCCAUUACCAUUCCCAACCACUUUACCUCUAUUAUCUGCUUGCGUUGCUGGAAAUAAAACAGUUAUUGCCGAUCCAAUUCGUUAUAUUCAGAGUCAAACACACGAUAUGCUUCAAACAAUUGUCGAAUUACGUGGCCCUCCAGUUGGAUUGAACGAUCCUGAUACUUCUGAUGUUUUCAUUCUUCGUGAUCUUGCCGUAGCUCUUUCAGCGUGCAUCUAUCAAUCAUUGUGUGACAGUGAUACAUUUAGUGUUAAGCAAUUAACAGCAAAUGAAUGUCAUUCACCAGGAAUGGAAACAAUCGCAAAAUUAAAUGCAAGUUGUCAAAGUACACAUUUAAUGGCAAAUGCACAAGCUCAUACUAGACGACGAAAGUAUUCUACAGAUGAGCCAGUCGCUGUUUCUACUCCACCACCAAAAUGGCCAGGAGUGACUAAUUUGCGAGCUUUAUUAGCACGUGAAAAGGAUGAAGAUACACCAAGACUUAAUGUUCUUCUUUGUGAAGUCUUUACCGCAUCGUUUAUGUCCUUGUUGGUAUAUGCACUAGCCACAUGUGAUUGUCACAUACUUUAUAGACUUGUUGGACAAAGAUUUAGUGAUUCAUCUUGGGCACUUUUGUAUGGCGGUGGAGUAAAAAAAUUACUCAGAAAAGCAACAUCUCAUGUUCAAGCAGCUCAACAAAUGGUUCAACAACAAUUACAACAGCAAACUAGCAGCGAAGGUGAAGCUCCUGCCGAAACUGGUGUGUGGAAUACAGUGACUUCAAUAACAAAACAUCGUGUAAAGAUGAAUUUAAAGAUUUUGGGACAAUUUGGAGGUCAACAAAGUUCAACAAAUAUGAAGGAAGAUAAGCCAACUUAUCGAGAACAAUUUGUUCCACCAGAAAUGUCUAUGGUUAGUUAUUUCUUAACAAAACCAAUGUUGUGUGGCGAUAAAAAUGAAGACGAUUAUGAUUCAGCAGAUAGUGCUGUAAGUGAUUUAGACGACGACGAUGAUGAUGAAGAUGUAUUUGCAGAUCCAUUAUCAAAUGAUCCAAAGAAAUUGCAAACAGCUUUAGCUAUCAAGAGACAUAAAAAGGAAAAUACAGAACAUACAAAUCCAAAUUCAUUAUCAUGGUGCAUUUUAAGAAUGGCAAUCGUUAAGCAUGCCCAAAUUCAGCUACAUUCAUUCAUUAAUAUAGCUGGAUUAGAGUUACAAGAACUUCCAGUUUGUAGUCCAUUAAUUCACGGAACUCUCAGAAGUUUAGCAAUAUGGCAAGACUUGUUAAAGGAAGAAUUAGAAUCGCGUGGACCAGCUGGUGCAGAUUUUAUUCCAGGAUGUUUUGUUGAAGACGAUACGAAAGGUCCAUCAAUUGGAAAAUAUCGAACAAUUCUUGAAAGGAAUAAUACUCCAUUUACUCCAAGUGCUGCUUCUGCGGCCCCUAUUCGUCGUCUUUGGAACUACAUGGUACGUCAAGAAGCAUGUCAGGAUGUUUUUAUUCGUGCAAUAUUUGGAAAGAGAAAAACAUUUAAUUUUGACACCCAACAAUCACAUUCACAUUCAACUCAAGCUGGAAAUGUUCCAUCCGGCUCUAAUUCAGUCAUCGACUUUUCACAACAUAGUGAUGCAAUAGUUAACAAUUUCGGUGGUUCAGGUGGUAAAGAUUAUCAACAGCUUGCUGAACCUGUCAGAAUCAUACACAAGGAACAAGAAUCAAUUUCUGCAUUUUGUAUUAAUUUAGCAAAUCAAGGAAUGAUGGCAUUAGCGACACCAAAAGAACUUCAAGAAAUCGACAUUUCCUUAUUGCUCGAAUCUCCAAAUUGGUUAGAAGAUGAAUGUGAAUUUGACAUUAUGAAUUUGUCAAAAGACGUGGAUACACUUCCUUCAAGCGGCUUUCUUGUCAUUCAAGCUUCCGGUAUUGAUAGAGCUGCUGCAAUGAAUCAAGCACAAAAUCUUCAACAAGCACCAAUGCCUGUUAGUCCACAGCCAGGGCUUGCACCGCAAUCUGGUCGGGGAGCUUCUGUGGUGCUGAAACAUAAAAUCGAUAACAUCAAGAGAAUGAGCGCACAUCCUUUAAUGCCAUUAUACAUUACUGGUUCACAAGAUGGAUCUGUUCAGAUGUGGGAAUGGGGGCAUCAGCAAGCUGUUUGUACGCCAAGACCACCAGGCACUUUUGCUAAAGUUACGCGAUGUCGAUUCUCGCAACAUGGUAAUAAAUUUGGAAUAGCAGACGGCGAUGGAAAAUUGAGUUUAUGGCAAGUCGGGCUUGCAUCACAAAGUAAUAGAUCAUUCUUUUCAAAUGAAUGUCACAAUAAACUCAUAUCGGACUUUGUGUUCUUGGGUUCGUGUAGUUUAGUCGCAACAGCUGGACACAGUUCUGAAAGCAAGAACGUAGCUAUUUGGGACACACUUUUACCACAGAAAAAAGCAUUGGUUCAAUCAUUUGCAUGCCAUGAUCAAGGUGCAUCUAGCUUAGUCUAUGCUCCACAACAUCAACUUUUGAUUUCAGCUGGAAAGAAAGGAGAUGUGUCUAUAUUUGAUGUGCGUCAAAGGACUUUAAGACAUCGUUUCCAGGCACAUGACACAGCAAUUAAAUGCUUGGCUGUUGACCCUCACGAAGAAAUUUUCAUUACUGGUUCAGCCGAUGGUGACAUAAAGAUUUGGGCACUUCCCGCGCCAAUCAGUACGCCAUUAUUUUACUAUCCAGGCGAGCAUAAACAUAGCAGUUUCUUUAAACAUACAGGACAAGGAGUAACACAAAUACACAUCGAUCAAUUUGGUAGACUGUUUUCAUGUGGAGCUGACGGUUCCAUGAAGAUUCGCUCUUUGCCAGACCGAGACACAAUUGUUAAUGCAAUUUAUUAAGGGAUGAAUGAAGAAUGUCUAAAACUUUUUAAAACUAAUAACGAUUUAAUGAAAAAAAUUCUCUUUACGACUUUCGAUGUGUUUAAAGUUUCGUUUCAUAUUUUAAUAAGAAAAAAAAAGUAAGGAAAUCAUAAUGUUUAUGUAAUUGUCUCCAAAAGAAGAAUAAGAAGAAGGAGAAAAACUUAUUAAAUACAUAAAAAGCUCUAUUUAAAACAAUUUUUCAUAAUUCUUAAUAAUUUAAUAUGAUUAAAGUGAUAUAAUGAGAACUUAUAAGUAAAGAAAGACAUGUUGAAUAGAAACUGAAAGCUAGCAAGACAUUUGAUUCUUAACAUGUCUCUUUUUUAUUAUUGAUAUUUAAGCUAAUCAUUACUCUCAUCCUAUUCUUUUCGAUAUCGAAUAAUUGCAUAAUUGAUCAUAAAAGAAUCAAACUUAAUCUACCUAAUUCUAUAACGCACGCUGUUAGUGUUGUUGAUAUUAAAGAGAAAAAAAAACAUCCCCGAUAAUAAUAAUAAUCAAUCUAUAUACAAAUAAUAAAAAUAUAUAUAAUAAUAUUAACUGAGAAGGAUUUCAAAUCGUUAUACAAGCAUAAAUCAUAGAUUAAAAUGAGUCAAAAAUAAUAGUUGUUAAACAUAACACAUAAAAUGGGAUAUGGCUGAUUAUUAUGCAAUUUAAUGCAAUGAGGAACUUAAACUAUAUAAGAAUAUAAUGUGUUAAUCCUUUCUUUCUAUUUUUAUCUUCAAAUUUACAUUCUAUUUCCUCGUUUUAAGUUCUAAGACAAACUUUAAUAUACAUCUACAAAAUAUAUAUAAAGUAACGAAAAGCUAGCAUUAAAAAAAGGUUUAAUGCUACUUGAAAAUAAAGUAAGAUAUAUAGUAUCAAUAAAAAAAAUGUCUUAUGAAGAGAUAAAUAAUAUUAAUAAUAUGAUAUACAUACAUAGCCCACAACAGUUGAUGAAAGCUAGCUCAAUAAUGAUAUUGUGCUUAUGGAUUGUAUCAGAUGAUCUAGCAUGUUGUGUCUAUUUUGGGCAUAUGGCAUAUAAAAUCAAUGAAAUAAUGUUUUUAAUUAUUAUUAUUCAAAGAAUUAUUAUUGCAAAGUUUAUAAUUUAGCUGAAAGUGAAUAAUAAAUAUAUUGUUGGCUAUGAAAAAUCAAUGCUGCAAGCACAAAGAAUUUCUAUUUCAGGUAAUUUUAUUAAAUCUAUUGUAUUAUUGUAUUUUACAAAGAAUAAAUUGUUAUUUCUACUGUUCGACUUCAACUUCAACUUCUGGUGCCUCAUCCUGUCCUUCCUCACUUUUCUUUUUCAAGUACAUAUUCCUUAAAAUGUAACCCAUUGGACGUGCGUCUGGAUACUUAUCUGUUAAAUAGCUUUUAAUUUCACCAUGUUCACACAACAUAUCAAACUUGAUCUUUUUGUGAUUUCUACGUCCUUCGAGCUUUUUCAAGUGAAUAUGAUAUCCAUAACUAUUAGCAUAAAAUGGAGGGAACUUUUUCUUCUUUAAAACGACCUUUCCGUCCAUUGCAAACGUAUUGUAAUCCAUAAUUUCAUCAUAUCUGAUAUCGCUUUGCUCUCUACAGACUUUCGGAGUUCCAACAACUUUUGGGAAGUUUCCAAAUUCUGGUCUAUAUUCAACAAGAUUAAGACCUUUUGCUUCUGCUAUAUCAUCAUACUUUUUCUGUGCUAAUAAUCCUAAGAAGAAUGCUUUUACAAUAUGCUGUACACCUUUUGAUCCUUCAACUUUUGCAUAAAGGUUUUUAAUGCCAACUAAUUGACAUAUUUCUUUGAUAGCACGAUGACAGAUUAAUCCAUGACCUUCAGGCUUCUUCUGUACGAAUAUUUUUGUUAACCCAAAGGAACAGGCAUAAUCAUGAAAGACAGUAUGACCAUCACAUAAUUCUAUAUGCAUUAAUUUCUGUGCUGCGCGAUUUUUAGCCUUUCUCAACACUGCUCUUCCAUCGACAGCUUUGGCACUAGCAAAUCCAGCUAGUCCAUUCUUAUUUCCAGUUACAACAAAUGCUGAAAGACGUCUUUUUCUUCCCAAAUUACCUUUCAUAUUGAAAACUUGCUUAAAUUCUAUGACUUUUGUAUCGAAUCCUUCAAAACUAUCUUCAGCAAUUUGAUCUGGCGCACCAAUACUUCUUCCUGGCAUCUUGUUUCCUGACCAUCCACGAUCUAAGGUGCUUAUUUUCUGGAACUUUUUACUUGCCAUAGCAUCACGAAGUUUUAAAAUCUUUGCUUCACGAUCUGGAUCAGCUGGAAGUUGAUUUCGUUGCACCAACUCUCGUCCACGAAUUAUAGGAGCUGAAAGUCCAGGCCAUUGAAUAUUUGCCUUUCCUAAACCAAUAACUUGUCCCCGAUUUAAAUCCUUUCUUCUAAUUAAUCCUUUCGCUCUUCCUCUUUUCUUUCCAGCAUUUGAUACUGAUGUUACUCCUUUCCAUAAUUCAGUAGCCGGCA